GAUUACAAACACGGAAAUCGCUGAGGCGGACGUCAGCGUUGCAUGAGUGUUGAAUUCUAAAGGUUUUAUUAAUUAAAUAGAAUCCUUUUCACUUGCACAAGUGUUUGUGUAAAAGCCCAGCUCGCUUUACUCUUAUUCAGUCUAUGGAUUUUCUGCAGCUGCUAUCAUGUGCGUGCAUCAUAUUCACCGUCGGGAUGUUCACGACGGGAUUGACCGACUUGAAGAAAAUGAAGGCCACACAGAGUGCAGAUAACGUUCAGUUUCUGCCUUUUCUUACCACGUGCUUAAAUAAUCUUGGCUGGCUGUACUAUGGAUUACUAAAGGGAGAUGGAACAGUGAUUUUUGUGAACAUCAUUGGAGCCUUUUUACAAACCGUGUACAUUGCCACCUACUGUCAUUAUACCAAAGAAAAGAGGCGAGUAUAUACUCAGACCCUCCUGAUGGUGAGUGUGUUGUGUGUGGCCUGGGUUUACUUCUCGCUGGUGAUUUCUCCCGGUGAAGCUCAACUCUCUCAGCUGGGCCUGACGUGCAGUGUGUUCACCAUCAGCAUGUACCUCUCUCCACUCGCUGACCUCUUGGACAUCAUGCGGACCAAGUCUGUAGAGCGCUUGUCUUUUUCCUUGACCGUUGCUACAUUUUUUACCUCUACAUCAUGGACUCUGUAUGGCCUUCAGCUGGGGGACUAUUAUAUCAUGGUGCCCAACACCCCUGGCAUCUUUACGAGCCUCAUUCGCUUCUUCCUCUUCUGGUGGUUCGGAGCAGUCAUUCCCCAAAUCCCAUCCUAUAAACUCAUCCAGAUCUGAAGAGGAUUUGGAUUGAAUCUGAAUAAGUGCCUUCUCCACUUUCCUUUACCCAAGCCACAAGAGCUUUUGGUUUUCUUGAAAUGCUAUCUGAGCUCAAACCUCUAGUGAAACUGGCACUUUAAAUGCUCAAUUUUCACAGUUACUUUAGUCAAGUGGGUAGCACAAAAAUCUUAUUCUGUCACCAUUUACUCAUCCUCAUGUUUUUCCCAAUUCUGAAUGAGUUGGUUCUUCUACCUGUACCAUGGAAGUCUGGCUACAAGCAUUCUAUAAAAUAUAUUAUUUUGUGUUGAAUAGGAAAACGAAGUCAGGUUUGGAUAAAUAAUGCUAAUGAUAAGAACAUUCAUUUCAAAAUUUGGAAUUCAUCUAUGCUCAUUCCAAACCUUUAUGCUUUUCUGUCUAUUCACGAAAAAUUAUGAAGUCUUUUUUUAUUGUUUUUUUUUUCUUCCUUCAGUUACAGAGAACUGAGGUUUUUCUGUGUUUAAAAAAAAGACACAAAAGCACGGUCAUAUUGAAGGGGCCAUUAAUAACUCUUUAUCUGAAACUGAAACCUGUUCUUUAAGAGUGAUAUUUUUAAUCGCCCUGUUGAUUUUGUUCUGAAGAUUUUUUGAUCUUACGCCUUACAAAACUUUUUUUUUUUCAAUCUACUCUACCAAUUCUUUGUUACUGGAUGGGGAAAAUCCUCUGAGUUUCCUUUUGUCUGUUUCCUGUUAGUCAUACGGGUUUGGAGCCACAUGCGGAUGAGUAAACAAUAGUUGUGUACUAAUUUCUGGUGAAUUUCAGUGGUGACAGACAAUUGUUCAUUUUUUUAAACCUUGUUAUGAUGGAGAUGCUCUCAGUUUGUUUGUCAGGUAUUUCUGAGUUAAUAAGUGUCAAAGUCUGCAAAUAUGACACACCCCAAACCGAGAGCUCAAACCUGUUUCCUGUUACAGUCUUUUCUUUUGAAAUGACGUUUUGUUAUUACAGAGAUGUCUACCUUUUCUUUUUCUUUUUUUUUAUAAUUGGGUAAAUACUUUAAGUGGCCUUUAGGAAAGUGUAACGUUCUUGAAUGUACUGUUUCAGAUCCCUCAUUAAUCAUACUGUUGGCUAAUUUAUUACAAUAUCAUCCUUAAUUGUCUCUGAAUAUCUCAGUUUGGCAGCUAUUUAAUCAGCGAUAAACUCCCAAAUGAUGCU
Messenger RNA from Danio rerio (zebrafish), 1973 nucleotides. It is a transcript of the gene slc50a1, whose product is annotated as solute carrier family 50 member 1. Gene Ontology annotation, molecular function: sugar transmembrane transporter activity. Gene Ontology annotation, biological process: carbohydrate transmembrane transport. Gene Ontology annotation, cellular component: plasma membrane; membrane; Golgi membrane. The record is from RefSeq and is marked validated. NCBI's taxonomy places the organism in Eukaryota, Metazoa, Chordata, Actinopteri, Cypriniformes, Danionidae.